AUGGAGGAAUCGAAACCGGACUGCUCGGAAUUGCUUUCGGUACACCAAUACCGGCAGUGUCUCUGGCAGGAUGACGAGAGCUGCAGUUCAGAUGGCCAUGGCGCGAAGGCGCUGCAGCACAGCAACGGUGCUUCUAAUCUCAACCAGACGCCUUCUCUGUCAGCGACGUCAAGUCCGCCGCCUCUCUCGCCGUCAUAUUCGCUGAGUAUUGCAUCGCAGCGCAGUGAACAGGAGCUGGAAGGUUUGGAUAGUUUUCUUUGUGAGUGGGACAAUACAUUUCACGAUCGAUUAAGGAAACCAUCUCUUACCCGAGAGUCGUCAUUCCGCAGCACCCAUACAAAGACGCAAUCAGAUUCGGUCCUCACGGACCUGAUACAGGCCAAGGCGACAAUGGUGCACCAGGGAACGUCCUUUGAGAUACUGAACCCGCAUGAAUCGCUCAACUUUGCCCGCAUCGUCUCUUAUAUCGAAGAUGUGGAUAUGGAUGACUUCUCGUGCGCCUCGUCGGAUUAUAAACGGGAGUCGUUCUUAUCUGCGAGUACCAUCAGCACGAAAGUCUUGAAAUCGGAAAGAGAGGUUGCGCCAUUGGAUGUGCCUUAUAAUGGGCCAGAAACAAAUGGCGAUACUGGCAAUGAAGAGGUGCAGGUACAUUCAGAUCUGGUGGGCGAACCACCUCAUACACCAAUGCCGUCAAUCUCGGAGCGCUUGGAGAACAACGAAGAUGGUGCGUCGACUCAUGGAUCCCGUUCCGAAACACCAGAAUCCAGCGUCCUGGGUGAACCAGGGCCAUGCGAAGAGGAUGCCAGCGACAUAAUAACCACCCAAUCCCUCGACAACAUCCUCCCCCACAAAACAAUCCUCAUAACCGGCUGCUCCUCAGGCCUAGGCACCGAAACCGCCCGCUCCCUCGCCAAAACAGGCGCAACCCUCUUCCUCGGCGUCCGCGACAUGCUAAAAGGCAGACGCACACUAUCAGAUAUCCUCGACGGAUCACGCGUCCGUCUCCUCCAUCUCGACCUCUCCAGCUUCGCGAGUAUCAGACACGCAGUGCAUGAGUUCUUGAAACAUGCUAGCUAUCUGCACGUCCUGAUAUGCAACGGGGCCGUCAUGGCAACCCCCCGCGAACAAAAGACGGAAGAUGGGUUUGAAAUGCAAUUCGGGACGAACCAUCUCGGCCACUUUCUCCUCUUCCAGUUACUAUUGCCUGUAAUGCUGCGCUCCAUCGACCAUGAAGCCGGCGAAGCAGUCCGCGUCGUCGGCGUUACGUCGUCUGCCCACCGCCGUCUCGGAAUCCAAUUCCACGACCUCAACCUCCAAUCCACAGACCUCGAUCCCACCGAAGUCCCUAAACUAGCAUACGCUCAGUCAAAAACAGCAAAUAUCUACAUGAUGAACGAGAUAUCGCGGCGCUUCGGGUCCCGCGGCGUGCAGGGCCUCUCCGUACACCCUGGUAACGUCUUCACCGGCCUGCAGAAGUACAUCGAUGAAGCGGUGCUGGAGGAAUGGAGGCAGCCGGAGAUGAAGCAGCAUUUGAAGAGCGUGGAGCAGGGUGCUGCGACGACGGUGCUUGCUGCUGUUGGGCGGGAGUAUGAGGGUGUGGGCGGGGAGUAUUUGGAGGAUUGUAAGGUUGGGGGGAUGGUGGAGGAGGGGUAUCGGAGUUUUGAUCCGGGGUUUGAGGCGCAUGCUUUUGAUGAAAUGGGGGAGGGGAGGUUGUGGGGGGUUUCGCUGGGGUUGGUUGGGUUGCAGGGGGAUCAGGCGUGA
Molecule: messenger RNA, 1761 nt
Organism: Aspergillus glaucus CBS 516.65
Lineage: Eukaryota; Fungi; Ascomycota; Eurotiomycetes; Eurotiales; Aspergillaceae
Product: oxidoreductase, short-chain dehydrogenase/reductase family
Exons: 3
Coding region: 1-1761 (586 amino acids)
Source: RefSeq, a predicted model, not a curated record